Molecule: messenger RNA, 3542 nt
Organism: Epinephelus fuscoguttatus (brown-marbled grouper)
Lineage: Eukaryota; Metazoa; Chordata; Actinopteri; Perciformes; Serranidae
Exons: 2
Coding region: 809-2233 (474 amino acids)
Source: RefSeq, a predicted model, not a curated record
UGACUCGAGAGCACGGAGAUCAAAAAAUUCCGACGCUGAGAGCAACGGGAACGCUGCUUUAAUGAAUGAACUUAAAGCACUCAACACGAAGAUGGACCGCAUACAGAGCGUGUUGGAGAAGCAGGCCAAUAAAUGAGAGAAGUUUGCUCCGCCUCAACCACCAGUUUGAGUCCUGUUUCCCUGUCUCCCCUGCCGCCCCAGUAUACCUCACCUAACACAACGCAGAGACCUCGCUGGGGCUUGCUGCCUGAAAGAUUGGGUUACAUCUUUGGUGCCGUGACCCGGAUAGUGGUUUACAGGAGGACGAGCAGACGAUUUGUAAAUUGUGAACAUCUCCAUCAGCAAUAUCCUUAACAUUCAGGUUUCGUUUUUUUUUUUUUGGUUUUUUUUUUUUGGUCUUGAAUAGUGAGCCAAAUCUGUGCUAUCACUGUUUUUAGAGAUUUACACUGAAAAAAAAGAAAGAAAAAUCUUGUUUGUUUUUUUUGUUGGUUUGUUUGUGAAAACUAUAUCCAAUGCAAAGUUGAAUUAAUUGUCUACAUACUGUGGUGCUUGUAUUGCUGGUAUUUUUUUGUUGUUGUUGCUGUUUCUUUCUUUGUUCAUUUUGUUUUUGUAUGUGUUGUGGUCCUCCCAACUCAUAACACAACUGAUACAGCCUCUCACAUUCUAUCACUACAUUACGGCAAAAGUCAAACAUGCAGAGCCCCAAUGAAAACACUCAAACAGUCUGAGGCAGACUCUGUACCCCACACUGGAGCCAAGAGCUGACGCUAUCGGGAUAAUUCAUGCCUCAGACCAAACAAUAAUUAGCAUGAGCCCCCAUGAGUCCCCACAACAUUAUCUCCAGCAGCAUCAGAGGUCAUCACCAUGGGAUGCCGCAUCAAACACCAUGCCCUCCCCUAGUGAUGAACCUACACGUCUUCCUGCUGGUCAUUUUGUACCUCCUAGUGUGCUCACCCCUCCAGCGACCAGUUGUACCCCCACGUUGCCUAACCAGGUAAAUGCUCAGGGGGCUGGGGCUAGUGUGCAGACACCAGUUAUGACCAGUCAUGCCCCUGCACCUCCCAGCCAUGGCUCCAUGCCCACUAACCAUGUAAGUGUUCAAGGCCCGGCCACAACCAUGUAUGCUCCUAAGGUUUAUGAGAAUGCCUCUCAGACUCCACUAAGUCCCCCUGCAGCCCCUCUUCAUACCCAUCCCACCCCUACUGCCAUGACAUUGAACCCUAUGAUUCCUGAUGAUCCCAGGCAGUUUCCCCCACCACAAGUCUAUGUGCCGCCCGGGGGUAACUCACUACCUGUUCUGUUGUCCUCAACAUGUGCCCCACAGAUUACUAUGCGUGGCACCGCAGUGGGCAUCCAGAGCACUGUGGAAACAGCACAUAUCCCACCAACAAACCGUCACCAACAUCCUAUCAGCUACCCCAUUCUCCCUCAUCCAUCAUAUGGGAUGCACACCCCUUCAUCCUCAGUGCGCCAUUCACAGGUAGUAGGGCAACCUUCACGAGCCUUUUCCCCCACUCCUUCCAAUAUUGUUUUUCCUGAUACACAAGCCAUUCAGCAUAUCCCUCAAAUGCAGGUCAACCACUUGCCUCCCCCCUCAGCCACCUGGAGCCAUAUCCAACCAGUCAGUUAUGGAUCACAAGCUGUUCAACCCCCCGCUUAUCACAUGCAGGCCACCACGCAAUCCCACACAUUGCCCCUCGUGUUACCAGACGGGCCAACUGGGUUUUCCCCUGUCCAACCCAGCUAUAGUGGUUUCACCCAGACACACCAGGUAAAAAAUGUUCAAGUGUUCAGCAGGGGCUCUGAGUGCAGAAUCCUGAUUGAAGACUGGAUCAGAGACAUGCAGUAUCUUCUUGAUGCUGGGGGGCUGCCACCAAACCUCAGUUUUCCCACCAUUGUGCGACACCUGAGUGGCGAGGCUAGGAGGCUGAUCUUAAACCUCCCCCCACCUGAACAAAUUCCCCAGAGGGCUUUUGAUGAGCUGAGAGCAGAUUAUGGCGACAUGCAGAGAUCUCUGGACCCCCUAGCUGACUUUUAUGAGAGGAGCCAACGCACAGAGGAGUCAGCAUGUUCCUAUGCCAUUGCUCUAGAAGCCCCCCAAAAAAAGAAAGCAACAGCAACAGACAAUGAAAAGAUUGUUCAAAAAGGAGUGGAAAGAAGUCGAACUUUCAUCCCACCCCUUCAUAAGAAAGAAACUGAUCAUUUGCGAACACUUAAUAGCACCAUUAAUUAACAUUUUCUUUUGUUGGAGGAAAUGAUCCCUGUUAAAGAUAAUGGGCCGAAUUGUCAACUUUGCUGCUGGAAAUGUGGAAAGUAGCCUAUCAUGUCUACACUUCAUGGUGUUUGAGGGAUUUUCCUUUUUGUUUUUUUAAAGAGGGAGACUAGGUAUAUUUUUGCGCAGUUGUUAAUUUCUAACACAGCUCAAUAUCAGGAUGAUUUUAUUCAGACUAUCAAUUUGGUGUUGAUAUGAUUUAAUUGUGGCGUCAGCUUUAAGCUUUAUUGUAGCAUAUAUAACGUUAUGACAAAGAAGACCAAUUUAUCAGACGCAAUGAUGUUAGACGAUAAUUGUAAUACACGCAAUUCAUCUGCGCAGCAUUGAUUUCAUGGGAUUCAAGGGUGUGAUCAGUGUCAGAUGUACAGGUACAGGUACUGUAGCUACUUGAACCAGUGAUGAGUAAUUUAACCUACACAUCAUUUUAUUUGCUACCUUGUGUUGUCUUGAUUUUUCCCUCUCUCCUCCUCUAUUUCUUCUUUCCUGACCCGUUUCUUUUCUUCUCUAAUAUGUGAUUUCAUUGAUGUUUUGACAGGGGAAUUUCUUUGAUAAGCUUUUAGUGGCUUCUAACCUCUCCGGCACUUUUCUUUUUUUAAUCUUGUAAAUGUUAUACUGUCUGUUUUUAGCAUUAUGUGCAAAUAAACUAAUCUAAACUAAACUAAACAUUAUUCAUCCCGUUAUGCGUUGCCACGCAUGUUUCCUCCUCCUGCAGCUGCCACGGCGUUGGCCUUUUCUGUAAUGUUGCUUUUCUCCUCCUCAUAUUUUAGUAGCUAGGUAGAAUUAAUCUCUGAUCCUCACUAGAAAUACUUUUUUCCCUCACAUACGGCGCUCUGUGAGGACGCUCAGUGACGCUGCGCUUCUCUCAUGAUUGUGAUUGGUCCACUGGGUGCGCGUUCACGGCUCUUGAUAAAGCAACCCUGGGUUGAGUUACAGAGUUGAUAUUCAGCGUCGUGAUACCGAUUAUCCUGACUGCCAUUGUUAGGGUUAGUCAACCCAGGAUAGGUCUGGGUAACCCAGGAAAGGUUGAUCUUGCUUCGUGAUACAGGCCCCAGUACACCAUUAUUCAACAUAACAAUAUUAUCAGGGAUCAUAUACAUCAAUUGGAAUAUGAAAUCGGCAAUGAUUAACCAAUGCACAAGACACAGUACAGUACUAUAAACUUAAUUGCCGAAUAACACACAGAAUAUAAUUAAGAACAGUAACAGAAUGAUAACGUAUUACUCAAACUCUCAUGGACGCACAAGACGGAGCAAAUCAACAAAAGGGGAAG